Anopheles coustani is the source of this 1271-nucleotide messenger RNA. Its product is annotated as G kinase-anchoring protein 1-like. The transcript has 2 exons. Gene Ontology annotation, cellular component: Golgi apparatus. Bases 150 to 1124 code for a protein of 324 amino acids. The record is from RefSeq and is a predicted model, not a curated record. Gene Ontology annotation, biological process: signal transduction. Lineage: Eukaryota; Metazoa; Arthropoda; Insecta; Diptera; Culicidae.
AACAGUGGCCUGUACUAGGAAAUACAAAAGUAUAAUUGUCCCGGGGUUUUGGCCAAAGAUCGAAGUUACUGGAAAAGCUGUGUACGAUAUUGUUAUGCAGAAGCGUCGUUUGUGGUUACAUUCCGUAAAAAGGUUUCGCACAUAAAACUAUGGCCACAAUAGUUCCUUCCAGAUUUGCUGGGUUGAAGAUCGAGGACGAUGACGACGAAUUUCGGAAACCUAAACAAAAACCAAAAUCAACGGCCAAUACAAAACCGAAAGUCGCAUCAACCGCGAAAACCACCGCUGCGAAUCAGUCUGCACAAUCGCAACAGAAGAAACAGAAACCAAAACCUCACAGGAACAAAUCUGCACAUCAAGCCGAGCAACAGGAGCAAAAGGAACAAUGGUCCAAGUGGCAGCAGAAAGACUCCGAACUUGUAGAGAAAUCCUACAUGACUGACCUCGAGCAAGCGUUAUUAUUGUCCAAAUUGGACUUCGAGGCUAACAAAACUAAAUAUGAUCAGGCUGAACAAGAAGCUAAACAGCCUACGGGAAAAGCAAAGAAACCAAAGACGCUCUCAUUACAAGAAUUCCAAGAGCAGGUCAACAAGGACGAUGCAGAAAAGGAGCAACAAAGGCAGCUCAAACUGGCCGAGGAAGCGUACAACAGACAGUAUUCAUUUUUCGAACAAAUUGAUCUCGAAACGAAACAAAUUGUAAGCAAGGAACAGAUAAAAUCUCUUUUCCAGGCAAGAGAUGUUUCUUCGCCCGCAUCGAAGGAUAUUAAAGAAAAUGGCAAAAAACACAAACAAGUUCAAGCUGCAAUAAACGAGGUAGAUCAACUUAAAGCGGAUAAUGUGUGCCUGAGGGAGGAAAUUGCAAUGCUGCGCGAUAGAUACAAAAAAGUGGUCAGUUUGCUGAAAAACGGAGAGAUGAAAGAGAAAACGGAGCUUUUGAUUGAAAUCGAGAAACUGAAAAAGGUACAAGAAGACAUGACGGCAGAAAUGACUGCGUUGUAUGGCGAGCUCGAGCAAGCAAAGUCCAAAUCCAACCAGGAUAAUAGUAAAGGCAAGGACAAGGCAACCACCCGUCGCUCGGUGCGAUUCGAUGCAUCAUCGGAAAAACCGUCUACCAACCCUUGAUGAGUCUAAAGCUGAAGUAAGUAAGUUGAAAGAUGCAAAUAAUUUUCUUAAUUUAAUUAAACAGGCGCACUUUUUGAACAACCCAUAAAUGAGUACGAAAUGAAAUAUGAAAGUGUAUUCAAACUGCAUAAAAUAAAAUCAAUUUCA